UAUUGCUUUUGUCUUCAUUUUAUAGAUAAGCAAAUGGAUACUUGAGAUUUUUUCCCCCUUAAGGUCCUAUAAAUAAUAAAUAGAACUAAAUCUAAACUAAGACUCAAAAAACCUGAGCAGUUUACAUCGUCCAUCGCUAAAUUUACCACAAGGCCUGGACUCCAUCCUCCUUUCCAUAUAAAAAUGAUAUAAGGAAAAGGGAGGCAGCUGGAAAAUACAUUUCUUAAAGAAUGUAACCUUUCUUGGUUAUAGGAGAAUGUAACAAUAUCCAGCCAGAUAUUUCUUUCCAUUGGGUGUUUUCCUUUCGGGUAUUUUACUUGGGGCCCCUCACCCUGGUGUAGGUGUUUAAACAAGGCCCUGUAAAACUAAUCUGUAUAAGACAGAUAGGCUGGUGGGAGCGGUCUAGCCACCCCUGAGCUAAGAUGACUUCCUCUGAGCCAGUGGUAGAAGCCAGGUGGGGAGCAGAGGACAGGAUGGCUGCUGUUGUCUAUGUCCUGCCGCCCUUUGCCCUUUUAUCUCCUGCCUGUCAGCAUUUCCCAAAGCCAGAGAGGCCUUUAGCUCCCAGCAGCUUGGUUAGAGAGCCAGCCAUGCAUAAGGGCCCUCUGCCUAUCCUGCCCUACUUUCCUUAGAGGCCCGUCCUGGCGCUGGUGAAGUUUUGCUUUGUGAACAGGAAGACCCUUCCAAACGCUUGCACAGCAUCUGUAUCACUAGCCUGAAAAAUAACAAUCAGAAGACUUCUCACGAAUUGGGGCGUAUAAAAAUCCAAGACAGAGAGUGUCGAAAAUGUCACCCCCAGAUGUAGUGCGCGUAUGCCCCCAUGAACGGCUGCCCCUCACUGCCGCGCACUCCAGAGCACCUUUCCUGCGCUGGGCCCCACCUGCCCGGUCGCCUCCACCCGUAGCGGCCCCUCGGGGGCGGACUCCUGCAGCCCAGCCCCGUGCGAUUCGUCACUCCUGCGGAACUUUCCCCUCAAAAUCCCUCCCGCAGCCAGACGCCCGCCCCGGGAGGUUCUGAUCUCAGAGGCUUCCUCCCACUGCGUCCCGCCCGCGCACAUCACACUGGUCUGGGAGCCUCGCAGCCUCACGUCCAUGUCCGUGGCGGUGGCGCCUGCGGCUGUGCACCCCGACAGCAUGCUCUCCGAGGCGGAGGAGCCCAGGGAAGUGGCUACAGAUGUCUUUAAUUCCAAAAACCUGGCCGUUCAGGCACAAAAGAAGAUCCUGGGUAAAAUGGUAUCCAAAUCCAUCGCCACCACCCUGAUCGAUGACACCAGCAGCGAGGUCCUGGAUGAGCUGUACAGGGUGACCAAGGAGUACACCCAGAACAAGAAGGAGGCAGAGAAGGUCAUCAAGAACCUCAUCAAGACGGUCAUCAAGCUGGCCGUUCUCCACAGGAACAAUCAGUUCAACCAAGACGAGCUGGCCUUGAUGGAGAAGUUCAAGAGAAAGGUGCAUCAGCUGGCCAUGACGGUGGUGAGCUUUCACCAGGUAGAGUACACCUUUGACCGCAACGUGCUGUCCAGGCUGCUGAACGAGUGCCGAGAGCUCCUGCAUGACAUCAUUCAGCGCCACCUUACCGCCAAGUCUCACGGACGGGUUAAUAACGUCUUUGAUCAUUUUUCAGAUUGUGAUUUUUUGGCUGCCUUGUAUAAUCCCUUUGGAAAAUUUAAACCUCACUUACAGAAACUUUGUGACGGCAUCAACAAAAUGUUGGAUGAAGAGAACAUAUGAGCUCGUGAGAGAAGACCGUGACCAGCAGCGAUUUUUGUGACGUGGAGCACUGCUGACUCAUAAAGGGAAGACGGAGAAUCUUUUAGAGAUCGCAUGUUUUUCAGAAAGGCUUGGCCCCAUACAGCCUGUUGUUGUUGGACAUUCAUAGUAGAACUCCUGUGUGGCUUGUUGUAUUUGAAAGAAAGAAAAAAAGCAUAUUGCUAAAAAAUCUGGCUGAAAACACCUUAAUGAAUGGCAGGAUGUGGGAAAAAUGGAUGGUUGGUCAUUCAGGUGUCAAGUGAUACAAAGACAGAUGAGUGUGGCCCCAAGCGCUGGCACUUGCUGUGUUUUAGGGGAAUCGGAUUGGUGGCACAUUGGAUAUUUCUAAUAUGUAUUAAAGCUGUGUAUCUUGACUCACCUUUAUCCUUUGCUAUGUCUGCGUAUCUCUCUUAAAAUGCCAAGAACCUCUCUUUGCUAUCAUCGAUCCUUUUGAAACAAUUUUGCUUCUUUAGUUACAGGUUGUCAUUGACCUUUAGGAAUUAGAUCUGAGGGGUUGGGGAUUUAGCUCAGUGGUAGAGCGCUCAAGGCCCUGGGUUCGGUCCCCAGCUCCGAAAAAAAGAAAAAAAAAAAAAGGAAUUAAAUCUGAGGCAGUCAAACUGAAUGCUCAGGAAAGCAGAAAACUGCAUCUGAAAUCAUGACCGUGGAAAUGAGCAAUCUUAACAUCGUGAGCAAUGUCCAUUGCAAGUGUGCUUUUGAAGCUGAGUUCUACUUUUUAGUACCAUCAGUGAGACUUAGAGUCUCAAAACCAGUGGCAUGGCAUUGCCUUGAAAUACUUGCUUAGGGCCUAACUUUGAUGUCAUCUUGAACAGAUGCUCACAUGUUCCUGUAUUAACAUCCAUUUUACCCAUAGGAAGAAUAAAUUCCUAGAUUGGCUUUGCUAUUGAGACAACAUGUAAGUAGCAUUUCAGAAAUAAAAAGAAAAACUUCUUGAGUUUAAAGAUGAACUCAUCAGGUUGAUUUAGGGGGGGGAAGGAUAAAAAGGAUGUUGCGAAGUAAUGUAAGAAAGAUACGUGCAUUUCAGUGUGAAUGGGGAUUGAUGAAUAAAAGACGCCAUUUUUUAUUUAA
Molecule: messenger RNA, 2831 nt
Organism: Rattus rattus (black rat)
Lineage: Eukaryota; Metazoa; Chordata; Mammalia; Rodentia; Muridae
Gene: Tnfaip8
Product: TNF alpha induced protein 8
Exons: 2
Coding region: 1089-1727 (212 amino acids)
Biological process (GO): regulation of apoptotic process
Cellular component (GO): cytoplasm
Molecular function (GO): cysteine-type endopeptidase inhibitor activity involved in apoptotic process
Source: RefSeq, a predicted model, not a curated record